Messenger RNA from Helianthus annuus (common sunflower), 2174 nucleotides. Its product is annotated as cysteine-rich receptor-like protein kinase 3. The record is from RefSeq and is a predicted model, not a curated record. The transcript is spliced from 8 exons. Gene Ontology annotation, biological process: protein phosphorylation. Gene Ontology annotation, molecular function: ATP binding; protein kinase activity. Bases 67 to 2019 code for a protein of 650 amino acids. NCBI's taxonomy places the organism in Eukaryota, Viridiplantae, Streptophyta, Magnoliopsida, Asterales, Asteraceae.
CUGGUGCCUACAAAAGUUUCUCUUAAGUCUUCUUCUCGUAGAUAUUCAGCUUCAAAGUAAACAUCCAUGCCCAUUGUCACAAUGGGGAAAAGUGCUCAGAGUUUCAACACAAGCAUCCGGAUAUCGUCAUGGAAAUCGGGCAUGCUAAUUCUGGUGUUCAUAAUAAUAGCUAAACAGGUGAAUUCACAAUCAGUUGAUAAGAACAAUACUCUGCUUAGAAGGUAUUGUAGAUCAUACCAAUCAACAUAUGGAGAAUCUUACUUAAGUAACGUCAAUACCACGUUUUCAAGCCUUCAGAGACAGUUGUCCGAUCCACAGGUGUACUAUGCCUUUGCCCAGACUACGAUUAAUGGUGACUUCGUGUACGCCUUUGCUUUGUGUAGGGUCUAUCUCUCGACCUCCCGGUGUUUGGCUUGUUUUGAGUCAGCAGUUAACGAGACAAAAACAUGUGGGAUUGCUGAUGGUGGUAACAUAAUUUAUGAUGAUUGUAGUAUAAGAUACGAAAACUUUGGCGUAAAUUUUGGUAAUUCAGAAGUGAUAUUGGAUAAUGAUGCCCCUCCAGGAGAAGUAUGUAGCAAUGAGUCAGCAUCUCAGCCAACAACAAGCUUCAACCAAGUGGUAGAGAAUUUGUUAUCUGAUAUUCGAGACGCCACUCCAAGAACACCUGAUUUCUAUAUAGCUACCACAAGGCCAGUGCCAACCGAUAAUACAACAGUGUAUGCAAUUGCACAGUGUGUUAGAAAUGUAAGCCAAGCCAUUUGUCGAGGCUGCUUGAAUACAGCAUAUAACAACUUACAAUUUUGUCUUCCCAAUAAGGAAGGAAGGGCCAUUGACAUGUUUUGUUUUAUGAGGUAUUCUGAGACUCCAUUUUUCGAAAGAAACCAAACAACAAACAUCACACCUUUUCUAAGUGAAGGAAGCUCUAGCAAUUCUGCAAUGAUAGCUGGAGUAAGUGUUGCUGUAGGUCUUCUAUUGCUUGUACUCGCUUUCUUGUUAUGGUAUCGAAAAAUGAAGAAAGCUAAGACUAUUGAAGAAGCUGAAUCUGGACUACAACCAGAUAAAAGUUACAGUUACCAGCAAUUGCGAUUAGCGACUCAUGAGUUUGGAGACGAGUGUAGAGUUGGGAAAGGAGGUUUUGGUGAAGUAUUCAAGGCAAUUAUAGACCAUGAGAAUAUAGUAGCGGUGAAGAGACUGCAUGUUGGUUAUGCUAGAGCAAAAUCAGAAUUCGAAAACGAAGUGAGGCUCAUAAGUAAUGUGCAACAUCGGAAUCUCGUACGACAACUAGGUUGGUGCAUUGAGGGAUCUGAGUUGCUUCUUGUCCUAGAAUACAUUCCACAAGGCAGCCUUGACAACUUCUUAUGGGGUGAAAAAAGAGGCACUCUGAACUGGCAGAAAAGGUUUGACAUUAUCUUUGGGGUUGCUAGGGGCCUUGUCCAUCUUCAUAAUGAAUUCCAUGUCAAAAUAAUUCACAGAGAUAUAAAAUUGAAUAAUAUUCUCGUGGACGAUGAUUUUCAACCCAAAAUUUGUGAUUUUGGAUUGGCAAGACUACAGCCAGAGGAUCAAACCCAUGUUAGCACAAAGCUAGCCGGCACACUAGGGUACAUGGCACCAGAAUAUGCGACAAAGGGACAUUUAUCAGAGAAGGUUGACACCUACAGCUUUGGUAUCGUAAUCCUUGAAGUCAUCAGCGGACGAAGAUGUACUGAUGAAAACUUUAGUGGACCAGAAACAUCUCACCUUCUUGAACAUGCAUGGCAAUUGUAUGAGAGAGGCAUGCACAUAGAGCUAAUCGAUCAAGAGUUGAGUAUAGAAGAACAACAUAUAGCAAAUGUGAUGAAAACCAUUGAGAUUGCUCUAAUGUGCACUCAGUCACCAGCUUCUUUGAGACCAACCAUGUCAGAAGUUCUUUUGAUGUUGUCAAGUGGGAUAUCUGUGAGGCCAGGAAAACUAAUCAAGCCUAGUUUCAUUGAUUCUCGUAGAGUGAUCCACAUGGGCGCAUAUCGGUCACAGAACAAGUAAUACAUAUAAAUGUAUAAAAUAGCACAUUUUAUUGAGCUAUUGUGCACAUUAGGUGUCCACUAUCAUUUAGCAGCUCCACAUCGAGGACAACUUUUUUGUUGUAACCACAUUUAUUUUUUUAUGCAAGAUCAAAUGCCAUGAUAACCUUCUUGAUU